AUGGAAACUCUUAAAAUAUCGAAAAUCGCAAAUAAGAAAGUUUGCGUUAAAACUUGUGAGAGUUCGGGAAGAGGGAUCUAUGCAAUGCAAAAGAUAUCACCCGGUGACCUUAUAAUUCAAGAUACUCCCUAUGCGGCGGUAGUGGAUGAUGCCAAUAUUUCUGUGGCCUGUAGUGGUUGUUUUUCCAAAGGUGGUAGAUUGUUGUGUUGUUCAAGUUGUAAUGUGAUCCAUUAUUGCUCUGAGGAAUGUCAACGUAAGGAUCGCCCAUAUCACCAACAUGAAUGUAAAUCAUUUGUCAAGCAUAAAAGAACGCCACCAGCUUCAAUUCGCUUAAUAUGUCGAAUACUAAUGCAUCGAAUGAAUGAUCUAGCAUCUUUCAAAGGGAUUGAAGAUCUCCAAAGCAAUCGAAUAAUGUUUAAACAAGAACAAAUUGAAACAUUUGCACAAAUGUGUAUGGUGGUUCGAGAAUGCAUCUCUCAAGAUGCUUUGUUAUCAGCUUCAGAAAUGUUAGACCUAUUUUGUCGGAUGACUGAAAAUAGUUUCUCUAUCUUGGAUGAAGAAAUGAUUGCUUUUGGAGUUGGCAUUUAUCCUAAUGUUUCGUUAUUAAAUCACUCUUGCCGUCCUAAUUGUGUUGUUAUUUUUGAAAAAUCAAAAUUAAUGGUGCGAUGUAUAGAACCAAUAAACAAUGAUCAAGAGCUAGUUAUUAAUUAUGUGGAUCUGAGUCUGCCUGUAGAAGAACGGCGUAAAGAAUUGCAGAAACAAUACUUUUUUUGGUGCCAUUGUGAUUCUUGCGAACUCUUUAAGUCCAAGGAUAAUAUUGACCCACGAAGUGCGCUGAGAUGUCAAAAUUAUAAAUGUUCUAACGCCAUUGAACCACCAAGCUCGUUGGAUUUAGGUAUAGAAGAAUAUACGUCAACAUGUAAAAUAUGUUCCCACAAUAUACAUUACGAUGUAGUAGAUGUGGAGAAACGUAUAUCCAAAUCUCUUCAAUUAUAUGAAAAAGGCACAAAUUUACGAGAUCAAGAUAAUCUACAAGCCAUGACUUAUUUUAAACAAGCUUUUGAAAUUCAAAAUAAACUUCUCCAUAUGGCUAAUUAUAAUUUAGUAUCCACUCAUAAAGCUUUGUUUGAUAUUUACUGUAAUUUAAAGAAUUGGCCAGAAGCACUUUCUCAUUCUUUGGCACUUAUUGAUUCUUAUCGUAUUUUAUAUUCUCGAACACAUCCUUUACUCGGAAUUCAAAUCUACACUACUGCGAGAAUAUAUAUGUCGAUGGAUAAUGUUGAUAUUUGUAAGGUCGUUGAAUUACUUCGAGAAGCUUUGAAAAUAUUGGAAAUAUCAUAUGGGUUUAAACAUCCUUUUACAAAAAUGGUAGAAAUGAAUUUAUGGGAUGCACAUGGUGAACUUAAUAGUAAAAAAUGUUGA
Cetraspora pellucida is the source of this 1422-nucleotide messenger RNA. NCBI's taxonomy places the organism in Eukaryota, Fungi, Glomeromycota, Glomeromycetes, Diversisporales, Gigasporaceae. The record is from the annotation of a GenBank genome assembly.